GGGAGUCGCGUCACUCGGGCGGCCGCCGCCGCGCGAUCCGCCCGCACCAUGUCGGUGCGUAUAGAUCAUCGAGAUCGCGACCGAUUCUCGAGACAUUCUUCCCGCGCUUCUGUUGAUUUGGCUUUCCCGAGUAGCUCCACACGAGAACAUUCUUUUCGCUCGGUGCAUUCGGCCCGCGUACCGCGAGUUGCUAGCGAUGAUUUGAUGGUACCUGUGCGUACGCUGCGAUCAGCCUCAUGUCGCGUAGCACCCGGUGCACCACAUCGUCUGCGUCGACACCAUUCAUCCGCUGCAGAAUGCGAGCGCGCGCGCCGCUCUCGUCGCCAUACGCUCGAACUACCCAACAGCCGAGGGCCGAGUGUUCGCAGCCGCUCUCCUGAGCCAGCUCCGCCACUGCCUGAGCCGGAAAUCCCGCCAGAAGAUGCUGGGAAGGAAGCACGAAGACGACGUGUGGUAGCUGCCGUCGCCGCUUCCUUCUUCGCGCUAGCUCUAGCAUCGGUCCUCGUGGUGGUGGUCACACUGACUCACAGCUCUGUGCUGCGAGCACACAACCAAACGGCCAAUUCGCCAGGAGAACGAGCGCAUGAUGCACGACGUCCUCCAGGGGGGAGUCUUAAAUCGCACCCAGUCGUUGGGGGCAUUGCGCUGACGCCGCGCUAUUCGCCGCGGCCGCGGCUCGACGUACGGCCCGCCGCCGCGCCGCCCGAGGAGCCCGUCGAAACCGACCCCCAGCCCGAACCCGAGCCGGGCUCCGGGCACAAUCUCAACGACGAGGAGCACACGAACCCCGCCGCACAACCCGUCGCCCACCACUCACAGAGCGGCCUCCGACAAUCGGUGAGCGAAGCCACCGCGGGCCCCACGUGAGCCAUCACUGUUCGGCCUGCACCAGUGGCGGCACUACAAUUGUGAACGCACAAACAAUUUACAGCAACUCGCACUUUAGCUGUGACACGUAUGUGAAAUGAGAGAAUUUUCAUAGGCGCGUUAGUUACUCGUUCGUGAGUUGAGAGUGACAAUGCAGAAGUGUAGGUAGAUAAUGUGAAUUUGUGAAUAAAUAGAAUGAAAUGUUAAUUGUUGAAAUGUAACAAAUAGGAUUUAAAAGACAGAAUGUCAAUAAAUUUGUGUAGUUAAAAUGCAAAUUGUCUAAGAAGUAUCAAAAAGCACGUAAACUAAAGAAAGAAAUACAACUAAAUAUAUGAGUGUGAAGCUGUAAUGUAGGUAGAUAUUUGUAUGGCUGUACAAUAAUGAUUGGUGUUUAGAUUAAUGCAACAUGAAAAGUAUACAAAAGCAUAACUGAGAAAAGAAGGGGCAUCUGACUGUUAAGUUAAACUAUUGAAUGUAUUGGAUGUGUAUGUAUUUAUUGGAAACUUGGUUGAAGAGCCAAAGGAUGAACAUAGUCAAAUGACGGUAUCAAACUUUUAUACCGUCUAAAUUUCCUAAAGAUAAGUUUCACUUAUGACGUAUUAUGAUGUUUAAUGAAAUAAUAUAUUUACACGACUCCUUAUCAAAAUUUGGAGUUUCCAUACCUAAGAUUACUUAUUGAUAUUUACACAACUGUAUAUCAAUCACAUCCAAACUAGAUAGUUUAAAUUGGGAUCAAUAUUUGCUGUGGGAAUUAGUUAUAUUUCUUACUUUAGCUAAUUAGUACUUCAUAAUUUCAUAGAUAUGAGGUGUCAUAACAAAUGCAAGGAAUAAUCAAGUUUAGAAGAAAAAUAAUGCCCAUUAUAUAAAAUAAUGUUGUAAUAAUAAAAUAAUAUUGAAUCAAAUAUCAGAUUUGAAAUGUAAGAGAAUAAAUUCUAUAAUGAAUAUUUCAUUCGGUACCCAUUAAUACUUUAAUAAGAGCACAGUUUAAUUACGUAUUAUUUAAUAAUCUUGCUACAACACAACACGUUAGCUUAUUUUAUGGUAUUAUUGUUUUCUAAUAAUGUUUACUGAUGCUUCAGCACAAUAUAAAUGAGAUAAAUGUAUACUUAAAGACCACAAUACUCAUGAUCUUAACGAAAGAGCUUUCGAAACUGUGCUUAUAUCUAUUAAGUUGUAAUCUAAGAGCUUUUUGUAAGUAGUUGUUGUAGAUAAUAUUGUAAUAAGCAUCGACAAGUUACCUCUUGUCGAUGCUGAAACUACAGAAGUUGGCUCACUCUGGUGGUUUAUGGCAAACAUCGACUAUUCUUAAUGCUCUCAACGUUAGAACUCCAGAUUUGAGAUUUCAUCAGGAAUUAUUUAUAGUUCGCUCGUAAGGUCCGCGAGCUGCCUCGUUCCAUGUCAAUAUGUAGUCUCACUAAAAUAUUGUAAUUCAGAAGAAUAAGAUGACCAAGUCAUAAUAUUUAAAAUAUUGUACCUCUAUUUACCUUAGAUUUUUUAACACUGGAGGCAACAUACAUACUCGUAUUAUAUUCUGCAAUUUUCUGUUUGUCAAUUAAUAAUUAGCCAAAAUAAACCAUGAGAGAAAAGAAAGCAUUCCGUGUUGAAUGUUCUAAGAUUAACAAUGUUUAAUUAUAAUAAUCCUUGGGGAAAAACCAUACAAUUAUAUUUUGUACUCUGAAAGGUGAGGAUUUCAUCUCAAAUUUUAAAGUAGGCCUACUGCAUAUGCACACGAAAAGAUUGUUGGCAAGCCGAAUUUCACAUUGAUACUGUUUACUAUUUAUAUAUAAUACAUAGUUAUUGUGACCUUUAGUUGCUUAAGAUGCCUGGGAAAGGCUCGUGACGAAAGGCGGGCCAGGGUUUUCGCUAAUGGCAUUAUCUUACUACAGACACUGUUUUAAUCUUAUUUGCAUUAAAUAACUUGAAAAGUGAUUACUUUCAUGUUCACUACAAAAUUAUAAAUGUAAAAGCUUCUACUCAAUUUUGAUAUGUUUGGUUCACAUAUUUGUUUUGUAAUAAGAUACUUUUUGAAUAUUAACUGAAAUUAAUUCUAAACAUAUUAAAUGCCAAUAAUUUUGAUCAAAAUACAUUUUAAUAUAAAUAAUAUUGAUUAUUUUCUUAAAUUUUACUAUUUAUACAAAUCACUUGGUUACAAUGUCGAAAUUUCUUAAUAAAAAUCGCAACAAUGUUGCCAAAACUCAUUUCCAGUAUUACCCAAGUUAAUAGAUAGAGGUCGAAAAAAUGUAUACAACAAAUAUGUAUAUUUACACAAUUAUUUAAUUAAAGCACUUAUAUACAGUUGUCUGUUGUGGAGGAAUGCCCAUUUGCUGUUCCGUGUUACGAAUAAUGUUAAUGUGAGACGCGAUGUUCGGUGCCCACUUAUCGGAAAUUUCCGACCCGUCAACGCCUCAACAAUGUACACGUCACCUGCUUUUAAAAUUUGAUGCCUUUAUACAAUUCCCGUGAAGUUUCCGAACUCUAAAGCUUUUAAGUGCUACUCAAAAUAUAAGUUAUGUGCAAUUAAUAAGUUACUCGAUAGUGAAAAUGGAAUGGUAACUCGGUCUCUCUAUUGGUUUAUAUUAACGGUGGCGCUGUGCCAUUAAAAGAUUAUAGAAGAGCAUGAAUUCAAUCCACCUAGUCUAGUAACAAACUAAUAUAUCGAUAGAUACGUUUUCGUCAGCACACACACGUCAAAUAACAACACAUCAUUACUAUUUCUUAUCUCAUGUAUGGAGCACCUAUAACGUAUCUAUCAUUAAAUUCAUUUACUACUAGUCUGGAAGAACAGGUCAAUUCCAAAAGUAACCGCCCAAAGAUAUAUACAUAUAAAUAACUGAUAUCUUGCUUAUUUGUUCCAUAAAAUAGAAGGCGCGCGUUGUUGUUUGGGCCUGAAGAGUGGAAUAGUCAAUGCAAUCACCGAAAUAAAAGGCAUAACGCAUUAGUUCAUGGAUAUGACAAUAUAGGAGCUGCAAGGAUGACGAAACAAUAUAUAUAUUCUCUAUUCUCCUCGACGUUAUUGGACUAAUGGACUGUCAACUUAUCUGCCAUUCUCAAUGCAAUAUAUAUUCUUAUUGAUUCCUAAUAAUAUAAAUGUGAAUGUUUGUACAAAUGUUGAUAACUGAAUAAAUUUGUACAAAAUUUUGUACGAAAAUAUAUUUUAUCCAAAAUGAACACAAAGCUAUCCUUUUUUAAUAACUAAUAUAGUAUCAUUAUCUUGGUGACGUAUCAAUUAUUUUUGGUCCUAAAACGCCAAAUCGCGGAAUGCUGUUGAAUUAAAAACUAUUUAAAUAAGUUGUGAUUUAUUAUAGUCAUUUACAAUUCAUAUUAUUGUUAAAUCUUUUCUUUUUAUAAAUCACUCUAUAAAGUAGACUCAAAAUCAUAUUUCAAUAAGUGGGCAUCGAGUUAAUCGUUCGCUAAUAGUUAUUAAUAUGUGUAUCGACAAUUAAUUGUAUGUAUUUAGUCUAAUAUAUUUAAUUACGACCUGCGUCCCCCCAUCCUCGUGUGAUACGAUAUGGUACGUGUUCAAAUCGUUAUCGUUUACACGAAAUGUUGUAAGCAGUAAGACAACGCCGAACGUUAGCCGCCGGCGCGACCGCGCCGCGUGAAUCUUUCAUUCGGCUAUACUAGAGAUCAAUUCCAAAUAUAAACAGGACCUAUUAACGUAAUUAGUGUUAGAGGGAGAAUACAAAGAAUUUUAUAGUUGUUUGUUGUAAAUGUCAGUUUUAAUUAAUCUAUUUUACAGAAAAAUGUUUAUUAAAAUAUCUUUAUAAAAUAA
Messenger RNA from Galleria mellonella (greater wax moth), 4639 nucleotides. RefSeq lists its product as uncharacterized. The record is from RefSeq and is a predicted model, not a curated record. The coding region runs from base 49 to 867 and encodes 272 amino acids. The transcript is spliced from 2 exons. NCBI's taxonomy places the organism in Eukaryota, Metazoa, Arthropoda, Insecta, Lepidoptera, Pyralidae.